AAUCUGUAUUUGAAAUAUUAUAAUUCUUGCAUUACGAAGGGGAUACUUUUAAAUUUCACGAAGAGAUCAUAUGAAAAUAUUUUGAUAGAAUUUUGCAAUAAUAGAACGAGAAAUUAUAAGUUUAUACUAUUUCUUGUACGGUUUACUAAAUGUAUCUUUAAUACUGCGUUGUGAUUGGUUCAUUUGAAAUUCAACUGAAUCUUUGUCGGGGUAGCAAACUAUUUUUCUAUAGGAAUUAUAUUUAAUUGAUAAAAUGGAUCAUUUUCAUUCAGUAGAUACAUCACAUUCAGAGAAGAACUCAGAAUGUACGAAAACUGUUCAUAAACGGCGAUCUUCUGUUUUUCAAAGUCGUACAAUAACAUUUAACGAAUAUGAAGGUAUACAGUGUGUAGAAGAUGAAAAAACUGUUGAUGCUGAAGAUGUAAUAAAAUGCGUAUCUAAAAUAUCGCCAGAAAAACCUAUAGAUUUAGAAGAAUAUAUAAUUAAUUUAAGAAAUGAAAGAAAAGAAUGGAUAGAGACAUUAAAGCAAAGGAAAGCACAACGAAAAAAUCUUGCAAAGCAAAAAUUAUAUUCAGAGAAUCGAGGACAACUUUUAGAUUUGAAUGUUUUAGCAGAAUAUGAGAAAGCCUUUGUUACAGCCCGGCCAAAUUAUCAACAUAUCUACAGAAAUUAUAAGAAACUGUCAGAUAUAGUUGCAAAGACAUCGGUAUUGUAUAAUCUAACUUACAAAUUAAAUCAAAGAUUUGUUCGGCAAAUGGAAAGAAGACUGUGUAAGGUUAAUGACAAAAUUAUUGAGAUAAUAGGCUCAUGACAUUAGAAAUACCAUUUUAUAUUGUAAAUAAUUUUUAACACAAUAUUAAUUAUGGACAUAAUGGGAAUGUAUAAUUUUUUUACCUCUGUAGAUAUUAAAAUAAAUAUAACGAUACAUAAAAUAAAUAAAUAAAUAAAUGUAUAUAUAUUCAACAAGAAUAAAUUCUAAACAAGAAUAAAUAACUGGACAAAUAAGAA
Messenger RNA from Bombus pascuorum, 1008 nucleotides. RefSeq lists its product as uncharacterized. The record is from RefSeq and is a predicted model, not a curated record. Lineage: Eukaryota; Metazoa; Arthropoda; Insecta; Hymenoptera; Apidae. The coding region runs from base 254 to 811 and encodes 185 amino acids. The transcript is spliced from 2 exons.